Molecule: messenger RNA, 13794 nt
Organism: Motacilla alba alba
Lineage: Eukaryota; Metazoa; Chordata; Aves; Passeriformes; Motacillidae
Gene: EMILIN2
Product: elastin microfibril interfacer 2
Exons: 8
Coding region: 1-3210 (1069 amino acids)
Molecular function (GO): protein binding
Source: RefSeq, a predicted model, not a curated record
AUGGAGCUGUGCCCGGGGCCCGCGCCGCCCUCGGGAUGGGCGCUGCCGCUCCUCCUCGCCCUGGGCGCCGCCGGGCUCAGCCACGGCACCCCGCACCUGCCGUACUCCCGCCCGGGCUCCCGCAGCAAGAACUGGUGCGCCUACAUAGUGAACAAGAACGUGAGCUGCUCGGUGCUGGACGGGACGGAGAGCUACGUCCAGGCCCAGUACAAGUGCGCCUGGAACCAGUUCCCCUGCGAGCCCACCCUGGUAUACCGAACAAGUUUCAGACCUCGGUACACAGUUGCAUAUAAGACAGUGACAGAGCUGGAAUGGAGAUGCUGUCCUGGCUACAAAGGGGAGGACUGCAGGGAAGGACCUGCAGAAAAGCCAAACACUGCUCGUCGUCCCACAACGCCAGCGAGAGCUGCCGUGAAGAAAGGCACAGAUGCAGAACCAACAGGAGCACCGGAGCCUCCACCGUAUGAGAAGAGAAUGCAGUUUCUUGAGGAUGAAUUGUUUAGACUUACACGGUCUGUGAUUGAACUCCAGUCCUCCGUGGCAGGUGUGAAUGAAAACCUGAAGCUGACUGUACAAGAAGAUGCUAGCAAGAUGUUGGUCACUUGGCUGAACAACCUUUACGACCGCUCGGAGCCUGACAGUGCCGUUGGUGGUGAAACAGACACUAUUCAGCUGCCAGGACUCCUCAGCAAUAAAGAUCAGAAAGACCCAUUUAUUGAUUUUGAAAUGGAAGAUAUAAAAGCUGAGCUAGCUCAGGUCAAAGAAGCCUUGAAGAUGAGGAAUGAUGAGCUGGAGGAGCUCAAUGGAAAAGUAAAAGGCUAUGAAGGACAAUUGAAACAACUGCAGGAGGCAGCACAAGGACCUACAAUUACAAUGCCCCGUGACAAUAUAUAUCAGGACUAUAUAGACUCAAAAUUUGAGUCCCUCAGGCAAGAAAUAAUGGAAGGAUUUGAGAAGAAAAUGGCAGAUCUGAAGAACUCCUGUGACUAUAAACUAGAGGAUAUUCAGCAGCAGUACGACGACAGUGAAAAUAACUGUGUAGGGAUAAUGGAUGUUAUAAGAGGAAAAGAGAAUGACUUGAGGAAAGAAAUAGAUACUCUACGCACUCAGAUUCCAUCAAACAACUCCAGUUGUUGCAAGAUGGGUGAAGGAAAUUACUUUGACCAACAGAUGAAAGAGUUAGAUAAGAAGAUUGACAGAAUUGUGGAAGCACAGAGGAUCUUGAAUGUCAGAAUAGAUAAUGAAAUCAUUCGAUUGUCGACUCCAGAUCUAGAAGAUGUGUUUGGUGAGAGGUUGGAGGAACUAGAUGCAAGGAUGAACAUUACAGAACGAAAUGCUGAAGAACAUUGUUUUUAUGUUGAGGAGACUCUGCGUGGAGCUAUCGCUGCUGAGGUGGAUGAACUGAGAGACUUGUUUGACCAAAAGCUGCGGGCACUGGAGGUCAGGCUAGGCGGGACUAUUUUGGAGAUUGCCAACACCACGGACCCGGAUGGAAUGUUUGUUAAUCCUGGGCCUAUCUUGCCCAGCGACGCAGGAUUUGCAAAUGAGCAGUUUACAGCAGAGAUGAAUUUUGUGAAGGACAAACUGCUGUCGCUUGAACAGCUCUGUGGGCAGAAAUGUCAGUCUGCGCCGCGAGGUACGGAGGACCUUCAGAAACAGCUGGAAGAUUGUAACGACAAGUACAAUCACUUGCUUUUGAAAACAGAGAAUAAUUCUGUUAUCCUGAGGUCUCUAAAUAGCUCUCUUAAUGAGAAACUCAACUCAAUUAAGGGUAACCAACGUGACAUCCAGAAAAUGCAGAGAGACGUACGUGUAUUCCGAUACAAUCUAAAUGCCAUUGAUAAAGAUAUGAAAAAUCUUCAAGAUGGCCUGAGUAGCUGCAGGGAGCAGCUUCUGGGUGUCAAUUCGACAUGCAGAAAAACCCAAAGAGGUGUCUUCCGAAAAAUUGAUCAAAUGCAGAGGACAUUUGCAAAUCAAACUGCUCAUUCCAGUGAGAAUUGUUGUGGCGAAGUGAAAGACAGACUAGAACAAUUGAAUGACCAUAUCCUGAAUGAUCUUAGCAAGUGCAAAGAAAAGACCCAAGGGGUCCAGGAGGGUGUUUCAGAUGUUGAGAGCAGAGUCUCACAUGUUGAAAAAGUCUGUGGCAAGCUGGACUCUGUUUCGGACAGCUUGCAGAAUAUAAAAGAAGGUCUGAAUAAGCAUGUGAGCAGUUUAUGGAACUGCAUCCGUGAAAUGAAUGGAACUAUAGCAUCUCAUUCCACUGAUAUUUCUGGCCUCAAAAACUCUGUCCAACAGUUUCAUACUCAGGUUUCCAAAAUCACCGCAGACAUUGAAGGCGUGCUGAAAUCUCAGCCUGACACAAGGCGACCAGAAGUACCACAGCAUCCAUUGCCACCGAGGCCACCCGUGCAGCCCCAGCCUGGCAUAUCCCUGCUGCCAUCACGGCCCAGGAUGCACCCCCCACGGCAGAGGAUCCCCCUCCUCCCACCACAGCUGAGGCCUCCUCCACGCCCAGCUCUGCCAGGGUCGGCAGUUGUGCCACUUCUGCCUGGAACAACCGGCAUCAUCUUGGAGACUGGGGAGGCAGGACCUCCUGGCACGGUGUUAAUGUCUGGGAGAGGGCGUCUGAGAAGUGUGGAUGGCCAGGCUGGCCAGAGUACCAUGCCCAUUGCUGAAGGGUAUGCUGGAGCACCAGGAUAUCCAAAGUCAUCUCAUUCUACCACGGAUUCACAAGGACCUGCCACUGCUGCUGUGCCCUCUCUGGUGUCAUUUUCUGCUGGGCUCACACAGAAGCCUUUCUCCAGUGAUGUCGGCGUGGUUCACUUCAACAAAGUGCUUGUGAAUGAUGGGGACUAUUAUAACCCCAAUACAGGCAUUUUCACGUCACCGUAUGAAGGGCGCUACCUGAUCACCGCCGUGCUGGCCCCGGAGAGGGAUGAGUACGUGGAAGCGGUGCUGUCCGUCUCCAAUGCGAGCGUGGCUCAACUCCACACUGCUGGCUACAGAAGGGAACUGCUGGAGUAUCACAAACCCUACUCAGGGAAACAGACCUGUGGUGGUCCUGGGACGUUCCACCUUGUUCUUCACCUCAAAGCAGGAGACGAAGUCAACGUUGUUGUAACGGGAGGCAAACUGGCCUACACAGACUCUGAUGAAAUGUACUCCACGUUUAGUGGAGUUCUCCUUUACCCUUCCAUUUCUCAUGUUUAGGUUUACCUUGAACAGGGGAGAAGGGUAAGAUAUUCAGAAGAAAUUAAGGGUAAUAAAAUUCAAAGCUUUAAUAUAUUCAGUUUAUAUAUUUGAUUUCAGUGAUGGGUUUAUAGUCUAUAUGGAAACAUUUUCCUUGUCCCUUGUGAACAGAGGUAGCACACAUUUCUGUAGCUAAAUGAACUCCUUCCCAAGCCCUUUACCUGUACAAGCAGAACAACUGUUUAAACAACAAGUAUGUUCUCAAUAGAUAUUUCUCCACUGUGGUCCUGCUAUUCCCUAGUCAAUUGCCUUUGCAAUCUUUUCCCUAGUUUUUCAAAUUGUCCCUAGUGUAUCAAAGUUUACAUCUUUGCUCAAGUUUACAGUUGUGGUCAGCUAUGUUCAUGUUUUCAGUAAAGCAGAGCCAAGAAAUUGAAAUUGUAGUGGAUAUGGUUGAUGACUUUUUAUUCCUUAUAUUAUUUAGUAAUGCGGAUUGGCAUAAUCAAUUUGUUCAGUGCAAUUGCAAACUGUGGUGGUGCAAAGCAAAAUGAUAUUCACCUGCAUCAGUUUUCUUUUUUGCCUUUAAGGGCCAAACACUGUGCUAGGAGACAAAGUGAGUGACUCAGCCAGGUAGAAGCAGCAGCACAGGGAGAAACUUGCCUCGGCUUUCCACUGGGAAGAUGUGAACGCAAGGUGCAGCUGCUACUACUGAAAGAUUUAGAACAGUUAGUUUCUAUUUACGGAGUAAAGACGAUGAUUGGUUAUUCAUGACACUCUUGAGAUUAAAGCUUGAUGCUGGAAAUUAAUAAAACAGGUCAGAAAAAUCAGAAUCAACUUUGCUUAGCUAGAAAAGUGGUGAUUUUUAAAAGUUUAAAAAAUUUUACAGCACUUGUUUCUGGCAGUUCAGCAGUAUUUGCAUUAGAAGGGAAGUUUUUGUCUUUGGUGCAUUGUAGAAGACAAAUCAGAGAAAAAAUGGUUGAUAAAGGAAAAUAGUGUUAUUAGUCAAUAUUGUCAAAUGCACAAACCAACCCUCUGCCAGAGUUGUUGUGACAGCCUCCUGCAUCGGUGCUUUCGAGUGAGGUUUGUUUUAACACUCAGCUCCUGUUUAUAUGGAUAAAGCAGCCUUCUUAGCUUAAACAGAUAAACACAUCUGAGGCAGCAGUAUUUUAUUUUGCACACUAUCCACUUCUCAGUGGAGGUAAUAAAAGUGAUGCUUUGGCUCCUAGGAGUUAGCAUUUUGAUCAUGUCUGUGGCUGAAAAGAAAUCCAGCCACGUUUAACAGAGAGCAGGACUGUAUAUUCAUUUUUCACAUGUACAUAUAUUUGUCACCUGUACAUUCUUUAUAGCAACUGACCUUUUUAGUAGUCUGUUCAUGCCACAUAGAGCUGUAUUUAUCAUAGUGGUUUGUGUAGUGUAUUUUCCUUACUACAAAUGCAGAACAGCUAUUUGUAGCCUCAGUACAAACAAUUUUUUUAGGUGAGGGAAGAACUCCCUGCGCUGUAAAGCAGUACAUUGUAUUUAGCUGAAGCCCUUGCCAUCUGAGGAGAUCAGAUGAAGACUUCUGCUUUUGUUACUUAGUUUUGGAACACAUAUUCCCUAAUAACUAUGUUUCCAGGCAAUGAGCUGGGGCCUUCCCACAACAAACUAUCACAUCCUGGAAGCUGAACUGCUUUAAGAAAAGCAGGCAAAAAGAACUUUCUGUCCACAGCGGACCUCUGAGUCAGUCCUAGUGCAGCUAGGGUUGCACUGGGGCUGUUGUGAGCACAGGAAAGAAACUGAGUGGAGUUUUAAAGCACCUGAUUUGGGAAGACCUCCUGAUGCCUGAAUUCCAGAAAUGACGGUGUUAGAGAUAAGCAGAAGCUGGGGCUGGCUGUGUUCGUAGGACGAAGGCUGUUUCUGACAGAGCAGCUGGCAGUCAGUAGCCAAAGAUGUACAGUGAACUUGUACUUGCACUGAUUGAAGGGAGCCACCUCCGUCUCGUUUCCCUGCCCGUGUUUCUGGACCUGUGCAUUAUCACGCAGUCAGCAACCACACGCUUGUUCAAGGGGGGCUCAGCGUUCUUUUGUCCUUUCUGUCCCAUGCCUCCCUAGGUCUCAGAAUGGUAGGGACAGACUGGAAGGGUUUUUUUCUGUGUUUUCAAAAGCCAAGCCUAUAAUGCACUUUUUCUUCGUUUUAAAAACAUGAUUUUUUGUUACGUACAAAAGCCAGAGAAGCACUUUUCCUUUCAGGAUAUUUUUCACUCUCCUCGAGAAAGCUGUGUUCUCUAAGAAGCUGGCUCCAGACUAUGUAUGACUCAAGAUUAUUGUUGCCUGUUCUAAAAAUGACUCAUGGAAACAAACAAAAUGAGCUGAGUGCUUAGGGAGACCUAGCUGGCAAACACAACCUUUUUGUUCCACCUCUCCCCAAGUGAGAAAUUUUUGGAAUCAGCAGUGCAAGUUUAGUGCUAAGAGUUGCAAACCAAUUGUUUAAUUAUUAUCAAUCAUUUUAUUAUUACCUAAUCGGUCCAGGAGAUUCCUAAAUCCAACCCACAAAUCUUCACAAGCCCAGUUCUGCUAAUGGGACAGGGCUAUCUUCCACCAGAAAGUUUCCCUUUAGACCCAGGAUCUGCUGCUGCCUGUGCUGGGGCAGUUUAAGCACUCAAAAUGCAGCAUAACUGAUACUUGUACACUGCUGUAGGGCUUUCCCUAAACUGUGUCACAGCAGGGCACAAUCCCAGCACCUUAUUUUGAGGACACCUUUAGACUUUAGAGGGACAGCUUCCCAUUCAUCUCGAGCUGUGUGGGUGGGUAAAGCUAUGACCUUUUAAAAGGAACCUCUAUCUAAGAUUCCCACCUUUGUUGAAAGGAAUUUGACCCUUAAUUUGCACUUCCUUGGUAAUUGCUGUAAUCAGGGUGGGUAGUUUGGUUCCUCCUAAUGAGGUUAUUUUCCUGGAGCUUACAAGCUGGAAUCUUCACCCACCUGGGAAGACCACAGGGAUGUAGCCCAUCAAUAGGGAAAGGGAGAAUGAAACCUGAGUUUGUCUCUGCUCCAGUCAGUGCUUGUAUUAAAUAUUAAUAAUGCAAGAGCUGGAAGAGACUUGGGCACAAAUGCACUCAUAGGCCUGACAAGGGGCACUGAAAGGAGCAUUUCUCACUGUGGGUUUAUGAUUUGACUGCCACAUCCAGGAGAAUCCACAAGCUCAAAUAGGAAGCAUCUGUUAACUGAGAAAGCCUUAAAAAAAAAUUCCAGUAGGUGGAAGCUCUAAGAUGGGACUGGUGCCUGUUUCACAGAUCACAGUGCCACCUUUUAGACCCGCUUUGUAGGCAAUUUAGUAAUGCAGUACAUGAGAAUUGCAAGACUCUUAGACAAUACAGUAUCUGUUGGGCCAAGUGCUCUAAUUUGACAUCAAAAGAGGAAGAAACUCAGAAAGAAAAACUCACCUUCUACCAGGCAAAGCUGUAGAUGUGUCUGACAGUCCCUCAGCCAGGCACGAGGCCCUGUGGUUCCUCUGGGACUGCAAAUAUCCAAAGCAGAUGAGUCUCCAGGGCAGCAUCACUUGUGAGACAGGUGAGUUCCCAGAGGCAGGGCUUUAGCAGCCAGAACAUCUGAAGCCAAGCCAGUAUGCUGACAGUCAGAGAGACUCGCCUCUGGCCAAACAUGGCAAGCACAUCCUAAAACCCCAAUGUGACAUAUAAAUCAGUCAUCUCCCCAGGAAAGACUGCAGCAAAGCAGGAAUGCCAAUUUUCACUGUAAAAAGUGUAAAAAAAAAUUCUACCUCAUUAUUUUAAUUUGCUAUUAAGACCUCUGGAGACAGCAAAGACAUUUUUCUACUGUCCACUUUGAGAACACUCAAAGCCAUGAGGACUUUCUGUGGUAUUCUAUCACAUUUCCUUUUACUGUACUACAACCAGGCUAGUUGCAGCAACUUUGUGCAGUGUCACUGAGACUCUGGUUGGUUUGGUGAGACUGGCCCAACAAGAAAAAUUAAAAAUAAUCAAGCAAGCUGUAGGUGGAAAGCCUAAGAAAGCAACUUGAAACAACAUGCCCAUCACCACCCCAUGCAGCUUUAAAAUGUGCUGGGAAUGCAAGGUAAAGAGCUUCCCAACUGCAAUCAGGAGAUUCAAAUCAGGAUUGAACUCUUUCCUGAGAAUACAGCAUGCAUUUGGAAAGUGAUUGUUUUCUGAUUAGCUAAGUCCUUGUAUGACAGCCCAGUGGUGGCUACGGGUCUCUUUCACUAAAACUAGAAACACCUUUGUGGUCUCAGCUUGGAGAUGGGAGGAAUAUGCACUCCACUGAGACUUGCUCAGCACAUACAGGUCAGCUGCUGGUUCCUUCUGGAUAAUGGCACGGAGUUCAAAUCAUCCAGCUACCAGGAAUACCUGGGAUCAGUCUCCUGUCAUCACAAGACAGACUUGUGCUCCAGCCAACAUAACCUUUUUGCAAUGCGCCCUACAGACUUGGGAUGCAGAACAGCAGCUCUGCCAAUUUUUUGUAUAUGGGAGACUUCAAACAAACAUGUAACAUGUUACUGCAUAAGCAGGUCUUGGCAUUUAUUUCGCUGUCUUGAUUGUGAAAAAAGGAACAUUACUAACGUUUUCCAGCAAAAAGAACAGUGCAUUGCAAAGUAUGCUUUAGGUGUGCAUGUCUACACAUAUAUUCAUGCAUAUAUAAAAAUAAUCUCAAAGUGGGAGAGAAAUAUCCAGGAACAUGAAGAAACUGUGUGACAGAAAACAAGUGCAGAUAUGUCCAAAUAAAGCCUACCUCUUGUGUAAUGCCUUGAUGCUCUUUUGCUUUCCAGGGAAUACAGCAGCACUGUAAGCCAAAAUUUUUGUUCUCUUCUCCACCGCCUUUAGAACUGCUGUUUCUGGCUUCUCAGUCAAGCUCACAUGUAGAUAUAAAAUGAUUUUUCAGUGUCAUGCACUGUGUUACAUAGACUUUGUAGUACACAGACAUUCUGCCAACACAGCUCUUGUCCAUCUUAGUUGCUCAGUCACUGCCCUGAUUCCUGGCAAAGAUGGUAUUUCAGUUGCAAGGGACCUACAACAGUCACCUACUCGAAGUGCCUGACCAAUUCGGUGCUGGACAAAAGCUAGAGCAUGUUGGUCACAGGCAUUGUCCUUUGCCUUAAAUGCCUCUUAAACACUGACAGGUUUGGGGAUCCUGAGAUGGCGCCUCCACUCCUCCAGCAUGGCAGUGGCAGAGCCCACAGGGGCAGGAUCUGGCAUGUGCAGGGCUGAGCCUGCCACUGCUGCAGCAAGUCUCUACCUGCCUCACAAGCAGAUGGAGCAAGGGCUGUCCAUGCCCGGGAGUGCUGAGCAGCUGCACAGACCACUCCUGGGCUGCACUCCCCUCCAUCCAUCCUGCUGGCAUGGGGGAUGUUUCCCAGUGACUGAGAGUGUGGGCAGCCAGCCAUUCCCAUGGCCCUGGCAGAACCCCCUUCUUUGUGGUGUAUCAAAGCACCUUGAAGUUCAAGAGCAGGGGGAAUCCAGGGUGGCUUCCAGGGAAAAGGAAGCAUCCAAUGCCAUGUGGGGAGUGCACUUGGCUGCCUUACACACAAGAGAUUCCAUAAACACUGUAGUUUGGGGAUCUUUGGGGGUUGUUAGUUGUUUGUUCAUUUUUACCAAUCACUGACCUUUGCAUUUGUCCUGAUUCUGGCUGGGACAGGGUUAAGUUUUGCAGCAGUGGGAGCAACUGGAUAUGAAUUGUACGCUCUGCCGUUCCUAUCGCUGUUGUUACUGUUCCUUAUUUCACUGCUGUUUCUAGUAAAUUGUUCUUAUCUCAACCUGUGAGCUUUAGCUUUGUGUGCGUCCAGCUGUCAUUUCCAGCCCUCCACAGGGGAAGAGAGGGAGCUGGAGGAAGGGUGAGAAAGCUCAGUGGUCUGGGUAUUUCAGUGGGAAUACAAAAUUGGGGAAUACCAUUCCUAAACCACGAAAACAUUGCAGAGCAGAGCCGCUCAGCAUUCGUAUCCAUCUAGGAUAGGAUGGAUAGGAUCCAGCUCUCGGCAAGGCAUUGUCCCGUGAGAGUGAAGAGCAUAUCCCAGUUUGGCAUUGUCAGCAAACUUGCAAAUGGUGCAUUCGGCUCCUGCAUCCAGCCCCCUGAUAAAUAUAUUGAACAGAACUGGCCCUGGAGUUGAGCCUUGAGGAGCAUCGCUGGUCACCCGUCACCAGGCAGCAGCAGUCCAUGUCACCAUAGCCCUUUGAGCCCUGCCCUUCAGCCAAUUCUCAGCUGAGCAGCUCAUGCUGUUGCUGGUGAUCACUAGAGCACGUACACAGGAUGUAUCAUCAGAAGUGGGGAAUGUAAGAUAAGAGGCCAGCAACACAGGAAGGUGAAUUAAAAAGAGAGGGCAGGGAAAGGUUGACUAAAAGGAAGAACACGAGGUGCAUGAGCGCUCGAGUGGGACAGAAACACCAGUAGGGGUUUGAUUAAUUUAAAGCAAGGGAAAGGAGGAAAAGGAGCAAGGGAGUGCUUAGGAAACACAUUGCACAGGAGUGGCCACCCCAGCCAGGCAGAAGACCCUGACAAACCCUUGCUGUGCCUAACAGUGAAAGCUCUGAAGCUCUGAGCGCAGGGGACACCUGCCCAGAAACCCUGCUGAGCUGGCUCUGUGCUCAGCUCACCACUGGCACGAGAGCUCAGCUGGCAACAAGUGGGAGCAUGCACAUACUUCCCACCACAGCAGUGCAGGCUGCAGGCCCUCAGUGCACCAACUGCAUGACGUAACCCCAGGCACAGUGUUCUGCACUGGAAACAGUGAUUCUGUUCUUUACACGUUGAAAUCAGCUGCUCCAAGACAGAAAAAUCCAUCCACCAAGAACAAGACCAGCCUAGCAGGAGUGCAUUACAGUAAGAUGGACACAGGGGAAACAAUGCCAGCUCAGAAAAGUUUAUGCAACAGAUUCAAAAACUUGGAUACAUAGGACACACCACCCUUCUCUUGCUUGCACUGGCAGAAUCGCUCACUGCAGCACCAAGGAUGCAGUGGGACCCAGGUGUCAAAGAUGGGCAGUGAGCAGAUGGGUGGGAGGAACAAGUGCAGAGUGUCAGCAGAGUCAUGGGGGAAACCUGGCAGGAACACAGGAGGUGAUAACACACCAGCAGUAACACCAAUGGCACCACAGAAGGACCAAAAGGCACAGCAUCACUGACCUUUUCCUGCAGAUCCAUCAUAAUUGACUGAACAGUCAGGUUUUCUAUGUAGGCUGCUAGUUGGUUGCAUUUACCAAGAGCAGCAAGAGACCAGGAAAAUUAAUUUCUGCUGAAAGCUUAAGGCCCCUUUUCCGAGACUGCCUCACAAUAUUUGCUUCAAGCCAUUUAACAACUGCUAGGGAAGACAAUACUCUUUGCCUUGAAAGGGAAAAGUUAACUUUGAUUGAAAUGGGAUAAAACUCCAAAUUAGGGCAGAUUUACAAGAGCUCAAACUGCACUUACAACAUUUUCUUCAAGGCAGCUUGUACAUUCCCAAGUCGUGCCUCUGUUACCUGAUAUUUUGUAUUACCAAGCGCAUGUUUGCUUUUCAUUAUAGCAGUAACCCAGGAUUGGUACUGGCACAGAAGUUAAGCUUAAUGACAGCAAUUUUUUAUCAGCUGUAUAAAUACUCUGAAAAAAAGUAAAUCAAGCCAGAAAGAAAGCAAAUAUACUGUAUCCUGAGAAGACCAACUUGAGUUCUAUGUUGAACAUAAACACAAUUUUAAUAGCCCCACCUUUAGUCAUUCAGCAGUACAAUAAAGGAAUUACUAAAUACAAAGUAAAGAGAAAUUUCACUUUAAGUCUGUUUUUAUUGUGAUAACAUUGUUCCGAACACCAAUAAACAUUGCACUGAAGUGUGGGUUGCUGCACCCAAGACAGUCCAGUCUUAACAAAAACCACUGUAUUGGUAUGAUCACAGAUUUGACAUUUUAAACACACUACCUUAUUAGUGAUUGGGUUGCUUAACAAUCAAGUAUUCCACAUCUUCAAGAUAAAAAUGAAACAAAUGACUGAAGAGAGUUUUCCAACCCUCAAAAUAAACCAACAUUUUAACUUUCAUCUGGAAGUAAUUAACACUGUAAAAAAAGUCCCAAAUAAUUCCUUUCUAUUUAGCAAAUUUGAACUCUGGAAAUUAAAAUUUCUUCAGGCAAAAGUGACACUUUAAAGGCAUCUCAAAUUCUCUAUCUGUGAUGUUUCACAAAGAAUUUGCAUUACAGUCAUUUAAACAACUCAUUCAUAUGACAGCAUUUUUUAGAAGACUUGCAUGAAAUACUAACAUGAAAUUUCAUCUCUUUUGCAUUUACCAUAAACGGAUUCAGAGUUUGCUUCAGAAGUCCCAUAAUGGAGUUGACACAAGUGUUAAAACUUUUCCAGUUGAAAAGGAAAAAAAAAGGGUUUUGGAAGGCAUAUACUGAUGACAGAAAGUUAAGAAGACAUGAGCCAGGAUUGCACAUGCACUUGCACACUGUUGGGAAUGAAAGCCCAAUCUUCUGAAGUACAAACAUGCUUGGUACAGUAAAUAAAUAAAAAAAUUUAAAUUCAGAAAUGCAUACCCUUUAAACUGCUGAUCUUUAAAUCAUUAUAGAAACGGGUAACAUCCAAGUCACUAACAAGUUUUGAAUUGCAAUGUUCCUUAUUUACUCCCAGACAGGUGUCAUUGCCUCAGCCUCUGAGGGGCUCCAACGCUAAGAGGAUCUGCAUCUUCAACAACACAGUCUUAACAGGGGUGUGCGUGUGCCCACAGCCAGGCACACUUAGAAGUUCCUCUUUCACAGAAAGAAUGAUGUAGCUUGCGCUAAUUUUACACCAGUAUAGCACAACUUGUUCUCAAACAUCAGUUUCAGGCCACUUCUCUCCACUAAGGUAACAAAGGUCAAGCUAACGCAUAAUUCUUAUUUACCCCUCUCCACAUUAAUGUCGUGGCACAAGCCCACAGCUUGAUAGCAAUGAGAUGUCUGCUCUAGGGUCAGUAAAGUGCCCAGCAGCCCCGAGAACACAGGUACACAACGACAGGCCCCAUAUUCUGUCCUUAAAUGGGGUUAACAAACAACCUGAAAAGCUUCAAAUACAAGCCAGAGUUAGAAAAACCAAACCCCCUGCCCUACUCGUAUCAGAAAGACUCAACAACAUUUACAUUUUAUCAAAAAACAAAUAUCAAACUGUAGCUGUUACAGAGAAAAACAAAUCUAUUUUUUAAAUUAAGCAACCUUUUGGACACUCCUACAACGCAAAAUGACAUGCUAGCAGAAUGAGGAGCUCUCAACAAAACUCACACAACCCCCAUUUUCAUACCAGCUGAAAGUACAUGUGUUUGGAGAUAUACCUGAUACUAUUUUUCCACACUUUUCAUUUACUCAAGUCCCCACCUUGAAAUCCACAGCUUAUCUUUAUGACAGUCUGAAAAGUUGAAGGGAAUUGAAGAAAAAAAAUAAAAGUGAAGAAAGAAUAUUAACCAAAAAAGACACAGCCAAACCAUGGUAAACCAUGGUAACAAUCUGUCCCAUUUGGGAACUCAUCAUGGUUUCAUGAAGUGCUUUUAUUUUUAGAAAAGCUGUGUAAUACCAGGGCUACCAAGAGUAGACUUCAGUAUGGUAAAGCAAAUUUUGACAGCCACAAAAAGACUGUUUUAGGAAAGGCUGCUUCACUCCCUUUAUGCAAAAUAGAAUCUUUAGAUAUAAUAAUUAUUCUUGUAACUAAAAUACUUUUAUUAUGUUGGAUUCUUAUUUAUUAAUUUUAAAGUAUUUAAGUGACUUAAAAGCUCAAAUCACAUUGAUAUUCAAAGCACUUGGUGAUCAUGAAAAUUUUAGUUUCUAAUGAAAUCUAUGGGAUAAAAGGUAAGAAAGGGAAAAGAAUACAUGGAAUGAUGUUUGCAAGCUUUUGAUAUUGAAAAAAAAUACAAGAAAAAAGCAGUAAAAUAUCUUUUGAGUUGAAUCCUGUGAAAGGAUUCAACUCUCUACUUAAAGACUGAGUAGAUGGGUGACCAAGAACCACAGAAGUUAUUGUUCUCACAGUACAAAAAUGAGGAUGCCUUUCAAUUCACUGACAUGCACAACACACUGUGACAGCUAAGUUUUUUUAUCCCACUCUCCUUCUCCUGCUCUGAAAGAGAUUCCAGGUUGAUUUUGCUUGCCUCCACCCAUUAUCCAGUGUUUUAUAAAUACAGGAAUACACUGGAAUUUUAUAAUGGGGGGGGAGAGAAAGCAAUUUCAUUUAUACAGUGAUUUAAAAAUGCCCCCCUCCUGAGCACUUCACCAGUUGUCCAGAGUUAGCAGAUAUUACACCAGAACUGAGAGUUAAGAGAGCCUGACAAUGGAGGAAAAAAUACUCCUGGAGGGGUGUAAAAUCCUCUAAAUGUAUGCUUUUGCAGGUAGUAAAACCGAGUGAUCUGGUGUUUAAAUGACUGUAGUCCUUAAGCUCUUUGGGCUGGUGGAAUGAUAUAUUCUCACAUAGUUUUGUCCAAAAGAAGUUAAAUGCGCUAAUUCAACUUAAAAAGCAGCCACCUUUGCCUUCAAGUACUUUUGGAGAAAGAACAACUAGCUGCUUUUAUAGCUGAUAAACACCAGAACUGGAACGUAAUUUGUUCACAGGCUCUGACUGGAGCCUGAGGAAUGACCAGCAUGAUGUUUGCAAAUAACCCAAAACUUCUUAAAAAAAAAAAAAAAA